CGUAUCUACAUCCGGGUCAGUUAGCAGUCUCACAUGUAGGUUGGUUCAGCUGUAAACUGUGCGGCAGAUACAAAAGCUCCUGAUACAGCUCUGUUUCUUUCAUCGUUUUUUUUAAAACAGAGGAUAUGGCUCUGAUGGGGAUUCAGCUGGUGGUCAGCUUGCUGGCUGCCAGCAUCAUGCAAAGGUUGGCUCCACACUGCUCAUUUGCACGAUGGCUCCUCUGCAACGGCAGUUUGUUCCGUUUCAAACACCCCUCAGAGGGAGAACUGUGUGCGCUAGCAGGAAAACAGAUGCCCAAGCAAAACAGAAGAGACCGGAGACAGAACGGGGAGAACAAACCUAUCACAGUGCCUAAAGACAUUGACCUUCAGCUGGAGAAGGCUCCAGUCAAUGUGAUGGAUGCUCUCGUGCUGCGUUUUUUCUUGGAGUACCAGUGGCUCGUAGAUUUUGCUGUUUAUGCACUGGGUGUCUUCCUGUUCACUGAGGGUUACUACAGUGUAAUAGAUGCCAGUAAAGAGGUUAAUAUCGGAGCCAUCUGGUGCGUCCUAACCGUUCUCUUUGGGCUAAAGGCCCUUCAGACUCUCAUGAGUCACUACUUCCGCUCGGAGGAAGGCGGCGAGCGCUCCGUGUGUCUCGCCUUUGGUUUCCUGUCUCUGCUAGUGGCGAUGCUGGUGCUGGUGGUCAGGGAGGACUACCUGGAGUUUGGACUGGAGUCCGGCUUCUCCAACCUGUUUGACAACCUGGAAACAUUUGCUAAACAGCAGGGCUAUGCCGAUUGGUCAAUCCCAGUGACUAAGCUGAGCGUGAAGCUGGGCUUGGCUGCUGUCUGCGCUUACAUUGGUUCCCUCCUGGCCUUCCCUGGACUCAGGCUGGCCCAGACCCAUCUAGAUGCUGUACAGAUGAACUCUGAUCGCCCGCUCAUCCAGAUUCUGCUUCACCUGAGUUUCUUAUCUCCUGUGGUCGUGUUGGUUCUGUGGGUGAAACCAAUUGCUAGAGACUUUUUGGCCAAUGCACCGAUGGGAAAGACUUCUGUCACUCUUGUGAGCAGUGAAGCAUUUGACAGCGUGCGACUGUGGAUCAUCGUGGCGCUGUGUGUGCUGCGGCUGGGACUGACCCGGUACCACCUGCAGGCCUACCUGAACCUGGCUCAGAAGUGGGUGGAGCAGAUGAGGAAGGAGGCGGGACGUAUUGCUGCCAUUGAUAUCCAGAGGAAGGUCACACGAGUGUUUUGCUACCUAUCUGUGGUUACACUCCAGUAUUUAGUUCCUAUUCUGCUCAUCCUCUUCUCCACUUUGGCGCUGAAGGUGCUUGGGAACUACUCCUGGUGUUUUGAUAACGAGGAAACUCCGGGAGUGACGCCAGCGCUGGUCCUCCCCACAGCAGCGCCUGUAGCGUCCGGUGGUCUGGAUGAGGACGAAGAAGGGAUGGAAGACAUGGAGGAGGACAUCCAGGCCACCGUAGCACAUCUUCUGGAGGCGUUCGCUGCGCUGCGGUCUGUCCUCACUCCUAUAUUUCUGCGUGGUCUCUUUGCCUUUCUCACUUGGUGGGUGGCUGCCUGCCAAGUGAUCAGCUCCCUGUUUGGCAUCUACUUCCAUCAGUACCUGAUGCAGAACUGAAGAACCUGGAGGACAGGAUGCAUGUCUCUGCAAAUCACACCAAGCUCUCCGUGUAAAAGAUGCUGCUGGACUGGAUGCCUGCAGACAGAAAAAGGGGCAAGUGACAAGAAGCCAGAACCACAGACUGACUGUGGUUUUUGGAAAACUUUGCUGUAUCGACCAGCAGGCUUCCAGCAUCAGACGUGCAAAUAUACUGAAGGAACUGGAGCUUUUAUUACAAAGAAAGCUUGUUUAUCAUGCAUUUAUUUUGUAGCGGCAGAUUUAGUAAAGGAAGAAUCAUUUGGGCAUUUGGAGGAAUACUUUCAUGUUUCCUCCCUUUUUAACCCAAUUCAAAGCGGUGGGAAAACAAUCUUAGCUCAUUUAAUGAAAGAGCUAUAAAUUUAUGCACCUCAGAGGUUACUUUACUAAUCAAAUACAGUUUUUACCUUCUUUUCCUAAUAGAUAAAAUGUGGCAACUUCAAGAAGGCCUUUACCCUGAAUAAAAUAACAUAACUAUAUGGUAUGUAGAAUUUAACUUAAUUACAGUGUUCAUAAUAUUUAUUUUUGUUUAUAUGCUAAAA
Molecule: messenger RNA, 2176 nt
Organism: Cyprinodon tularosa
Lineage: Eukaryota; Metazoa; Chordata; Actinopteri; Cyprinodontiformes; Cyprinodontidae
Gene: tmem161a
Product: transmembrane protein 161A
Exons: 11
Coding region: 126-1616 (496 amino acids)
Source: RefSeq, a predicted model, not a curated record